CCUCCAUUCCUACUAUUCUUCAUUCAAUUCUCCUAUUUGCCUCAGUAGCAUGCAAUGCAUUUGGCCCUGCUUAUAAUCCUUCUACUUCUCGCCGCCGCCGCCGUCCUAACUAUUUCUUUAGCUACGGUCGCGUACGUCAAGAUGUUUCGAAGGUGCAAACCAUUCAGCGGUUGCUGCUUUGGGGGCUCGGACGACUUCGAGAUGGGUCCCGCCCGGGCCCGCGUCGCCGAUGGUCCGGGAACUGAACCGGAGAAGGGGAUUCCGGCUCCGAAGCAGGAGGCGGUUCCGAGGCGGAUGGGGUGGGCCGAGGUGGAGUCGGCAACCGGGAAGUUCUCCCCCUCCGCGGUGGUCGGCGAAGGCGGAUCCAGCACCGUCUACCUUGCACGCUUGCCGGAUUCCUCCCUUGCCGCCCUCAAACUGCACCGCCCCUGCGAGCGCCUCCACCAUGCCUUCCGCCUGGAGCUCGACCUCCUCCUCCGCCUCUGCCACCCCCACAUCGUCCGGCUCCUCGGCUACUGCGACGACCGCGAGGCAGAAGGGGCUUUGUUGUUCGAGUACGUACCGAACGGGAGCCUUCACGAGAAGCUCCAUGGUGGCGGCGGGGAGGUGCUGCCGUGGGCGCGGCGGGUGGCGGUGGCGCACCAGGUGGCGCAGGCGCUGGACUACCUUCACGAGGGCUGCGACCCUCAGGUGGUGCACGGAGACGUGAAGGCCGCGAACGUGCUCCUCGACGGCCGGAUGGAGGCGAAGCUGUGCGACUUCGGAUCUGCGCGCGUCGGCUUCUCGGCGGCGGUGGCGCCGCCGCGACCCGGGCGGACCAUGGUGGUGGGCUCGCCAGGGUACGUCGACCCGCACUACCUGCGGUCCGGGAUGAUCUCCAAGAAGAGCGACGUGUACAGCUUUGGGGUGCUGCUGCUGGAGCUGGUCACCGGCGGGGAGGCGUUCGACUCGGAGAGGGAGAGGCGGCUGACGGCGGACAUGGCCCCCGUGCUGCGGGACGUGGAGAGACGGGCGGCGGAGGUGGUGGACCCCGGAUUGGCCGGGGAGUAUGAUGCCGGAGAGGCGGCGGAGGUAUUGGGGAUGGCGGCGAUGUGCCUGGGGUAUAACCCUAGUCUCCGCCCUCCGAUGUCGCACGUGGUGAGAAUGCUGCGGGAGAAGAACGCGGCAUCCAUCGGGGCCGUCGGAGUAACAAAAACCAGUUGUAGUACUUAACUCGUCAGUUGGUUAGUAAGAAUUUCUAUAAAAAGUCUUUAACUCCGUUAGAUUAGUAGGAGGGUAAGUGAGGAACCAAAAAUAUAUUUUUAUCUAAAAUUGUAUAAAAGUGGGUUUUGUUUAGAGAUUAGUUAUAUCUAGUGUUGGAUCAUCGAAGUUUAGGGUUAGUCAAAUUAGAUUUAAAUAAUAAUAAUAAUAAUAAACUUGGGUUAGUGAUGGGUUGCCAUCAAUGUGACUCCAUCGAAAGCUUACAUGAGCUCAGUGUUGCCGUCCA
Molecule: messenger RNA, 1486 nt
Organism: Zingiber officinale
Lineage: Eukaryota; Viridiplantae; Streptophyta; Magnoliopsida; Zingiberales; Zingiberaceae
Product: salt tolerance receptor-like cytoplasmic kinase 1
Exons: 2
Coding region: 55-1212 (385 amino acids)
Biological process (GO): protein phosphorylation
Cellular component (GO): plasma membrane
Molecular function (GO): protein kinase activity; ATP binding
Source: RefSeq, a predicted model, not a curated record